This is a messenger RNA of Ostertagia ostertagi, 312 nucleotides long. NCBI's taxonomy places the organism in Eukaryota, Metazoa, Nematoda, Chromadorea, Rhabditida, Trichostrongylidae. The record is from the annotation of a GenBank genome assembly.
AUGAAAAGGAUAGAGGACGACGUGAAGGAGGAAGAGGAGGACGAAGACUUAAACAAGCCUGGUACAAGUGGAUUGAUAUCCACAUUGGCUGAGCCUGCAGACAUCAAGCCUUUCGAUAUAAAGCCAAAUUUUGCCGAAGGAUCCACCGAAACGUGCCAACGAUCAGAGCUGGAAAUAAAAGAGGAACCAGCUGAUGAGUGUCCUGAACCACCUCCUCCUGCUCCUCCUCCAACGCCCUCCACUGCAGAAGUAAAACCGACCAAUGGAUUGCUUGGCCUCUGCGCCUACGGAAGUGGAUCUGAUUCGGACUGA